Bradysia coprophila is the source of this 489-nucleotide messenger RNA. RefSeq names its product homeobox protein Hox-B3a-like. Gene Ontology annotation, cellular component: nucleus. Gene Ontology annotation, molecular function: RNA polymerase II cis-regulatory region sequence-specific DNA binding; DNA-binding transcription factor activity, RNA polymerase II-specific. The record is from RefSeq and is a predicted model, not a curated record. Gene Ontology annotation, biological process: regulation of transcription by RNA polymerase II. Lineage: Eukaryota; Metazoa; Arthropoda; Insecta; Diptera; Sciaridae.
AUGGACCUAUUUCAGGAGGAAGAAUUAUCAAUUCCCAACUUUGACUUGCUAAUGUCGUCGCCAUCGUCGUCGUCGUCGUCGCAGAACGGUGAGACGCGGACACGGAAACCCAGAAAUAAAGAUGGACCGAAGCGAGCACGAACGGCGUACUCCGUCGAACAAAUUUCACAAUUGGAAAUGAGCUUCAAACAAAACGCGUACUUAACCAGAAUCGUUCGCCUGCAGCUUUCGGAGCAAUUGGGCCUGCCGGAAGCUACAAUAAAGGUUUGGUUUCAGAAUCGGCGCAUGAAAGACAAAUUGGAAAAGCGGGCGCAACGUACACAAAUUUCUUCAACUUCACCGACACCAGCAACAUCAACGUCAUCAUCGCCUCAAACAUCGAUUCCAAACACACCCGUCAACAGCUUUUACGAUGAAAGCAUGGAUAGUUACUUGGGGUUCGACCUCGGAAACACCAAUGACAAUGUGUUUUCGAAUUUAUGGCAAUAA